GGUGUAAAUAUGGCAUUAGAUUUGCCACAAAUCGCUGUCGUUGGCGGACAAUCAGCGGGAAAGUCAUCGGUAUUGGAGAACUUCGUUGGCCGCGAUUUCCUGCCCCGCGGGUCCGGUAUUGUCACCCGAAGGCCACUCGUCCUCCAACUAAUCAACUCCACAAUGGAAUACGGAGAGUUUCUACACGUGAGGGGAAAGAAGUUCACAAAUUUCGAUGAAAUCCGCAAAGAGAUAGAAGACGAGACGGAGAAGAGCACUGGUCAUAAUAAAGGCAUCUCUCCGGUGCCCAUCAAUCUGCGCGUCUACUCUCCAUAUGUACUCAACUUAACACUUAUCGAUCUUCCAGGUAUGACCAAAGUUCCUGUGGGCGACCAACCGGUCGAUAUAGAGAACCAAAUCCGGGAAAUGAUAUUCACAUUCAUAAAGCGAGAGAACUGUUUGAUACUAUCGGUGACGAGCGCUAACCAGGACUUGGCCACCAGUGAUGCGCUCAAGUUAUCCAAAGAAGUGGAUCCGGAGGGUCUGCGAACGAUCGGCGUAAUCACGAAACUGGAUUUGAUGGACGAGGGAACCGAUGCCAGAGAUGUUCUCGAAAAUAAAUUAUUACCUCUUCGUCGCGGAUACAUAGGAGUUGUCAAUCGUUCCCAAAGGGAUAUCGAGGGCAAGAAAGACAUUCGUGUGGCCCUCGACUCGGAGCGCAAGUUUUUCCUCUCCCAUCCCUCGUACAGACAUAUGGCCGACAAAAUGGGAACUCCGUAUUUGCAACGCGUUCUCAAUCAACAGUUGACUAAUCAUAUAAGGGAUACACUUCCGGCUCUUAGAGACAAAAUGCAAAAACAAAUGUUGAUUCUUGAGAAAGAUGUGGAAGAAUACAAGAACUAUCGACCGGACGAUCCGACGCGCAAAACCAAAGCCAUGUUGCAAAUGAUACAACAGCUGCAGACGGACUUCGAGCGCAACAUCGAAGGCAGCGGUUCGGCGGCGAUCAACACGUCAGAGCUGUCGGGCGGCGCCCGUAUUAACCGACUCUUUCACGAGAGGUUUCCCUUCGAGAUCGUGAAGAUGGAGUUCGACGAGAAAGAGCUUCGCCGGGAGAUAGCGUUCGCCAUUCGCAACAUUCACGGCAUACGAGUCGGUCUCUUCACGCCCGACAUGGCCUUCGAGGCGAUCGUCAAGAGACAGAUCGGAAAACUACGCGAACCAUCGCUGAAAUGCGUGGACCUCUGUAUCAAUGAGUUGGGAAACGUUGUCCGGCGCUGUACUGAGAAAAUGCUUCGUUACCCGCGACUACGCGAAGAGACCGAACGUAUUAUCACAACUCACAUCAGAGAACGCGAACAGAAGACCAAAGACCAGAUCCUGCUGUUGGUUGAGGUGGAGUUGGCGUAUAUGAACACCAAUCACGAGGACUUCAUUGGAUUCACGAAUGCCCAGCAGACGGCUGAGAACACACAGGGAGGCAAACGAAAGCUCGGCAAUCAGGUGAUCCGUAAGGGCUAUAUGUGUAUCCAUAACUUGGGUAUUAUGAAA
Messenger RNA from Medioppia subpectinata, 1530 nucleotides. NCBI's taxonomy places the organism in Eukaryota, Metazoa, Arthropoda, Arachnida, Sarcoptiformes, Oppiidae. The record is from the annotation of a GenBank genome assembly.